Messenger RNA from Lampris incognitus (smalleye Pacific opah), 924 nucleotides. It is a transcript of the gene hmox2a, whose product is annotated as heme oxygenase 2a. The record is from RefSeq and is a predicted model, not a curated record. The coding region runs from base 1 to 924 and encodes 307 amino acids. Gene Ontology annotation, molecular function: heme binding; heme oxygenase (decyclizing) activity. The transcript has 6 exons. Gene Ontology annotation, biological process: response to oxidative stress; heme oxidation; heme catabolic process. Lineage: Eukaryota; Metazoa; Chordata; Actinopteri; Lampriformes; Lampridae.
AUGAACGGAAGAGCGCAGAUCAUCGUGGAGGAUGAUGACGACGAAGUCCUAAGUCCAAAUGACCUGUCCGAGAUGUUAGCGGAGGGAACCAAGGAGUCUCAUGACAAAGCAGAGAACUGUCCGUUUGUCAAAGACUUCCUCAGAGGACGCAUCAGACUGGAGCUCUUCAAGAGGGGAACAGCCGCUCUGUAUUUUGUCUACGCUGCCAUGGAGGAGGAGAUAGAGAAGAACAGAGACCACCCCCAAUUUGCUCCCAUCUAUUUUCCCGCAGAGCUGCACCGGCGUGACGCCCUGGCCCACGACCUGGAGUUCUUCUACGGAGAAGACUGGGAGAACGAGGUCACCCUGUCUCCUGGCACCAAGCCUUACGUGGAUCGAAUCCACGAGGUGGGCGACAAAGACCCGGUGCUGCUAGUGGCUCAUUCUUACACCCGCUACAUGGGCGACCUCUCAGGGGGACAGAUCCUGAAGAAGGUGGCUCAGCGUGCAUUGAAACUGCCCCCGACCGGCGAGGGUCUCAACUUCUACCAGUUUGAGGGCAUCCACAAUCACAAGGCCUUCAAGCAGCUGUACCGCAGCAGGAUGAAUGAGCUGGAGUUGGACCCCGAGACCAAAGAGAGGAUUGUGGCCGAGUCCAACUUAGCCUUCAGCUUCAACAUGAUGGUUUUCACAGAACUAGAAGAGAUUGGAGAGACCAUCAAAGAGGAGGUCCAGGAUGCUGGCUUUGGACAUAGUCAUGCAGAGACCAUGCAGGGAGGCGACAUCAACAAGUGCCCCUAUUAUGCAGCCAAAAUGGCCACCGGUGGCAGCCUCAUCUAUGCAUACCACUUAGCUAUGAUGCUUGUCACACACCCCACCGGUCAGGUGGUACUGGCCACCUGGGUGGCUUUCCUCGCCGGAUUUGCUGCCUGGUACCUCAUGUGA